Messenger RNA from Trichosurus vulpecula (common brushtail), 897 nucleotides. Its product is annotated as vomeronasal type-1 receptor 1-like. The record is from RefSeq and is a predicted model, not a curated record. Gene Ontology annotation, biological process: G protein-coupled receptor signaling pathway. Gene Ontology annotation, molecular function: pheromone receptor activity. The transcript has a single exon. Gene Ontology annotation, cellular component: membrane. Lineage: Eukaryota; Metazoa; Chordata; Mammalia; Diprotodontia; Phalangeridae. The coding region runs from base 1 to 897 and encodes 298 amino acids.
AUGAUGACUUUUGAUGAAAUCCUUGGAAUAGUAUACCUGCUACCAACUGUAGUUGGAUUCCUUGGAAACUCUAUCCUCCUCUUCCUAAACAGCUUCAAUUUCCUCAAUGCCCAGAGAACAAGACCUAAAAACCUAAUUAUCAUCCAUUUGGCCUUUUCCAAUGCCACAGUGCUUCUCUUUAGAGGAAUACCUACUACGACAAGGCUUUGGAGGGUCAAAUGUUUCCUGGAUGAGACUGGGAUUAAAAUCAUAACAUAUAUCCAGUCACUAACACGGAGCCUGUCCUUGUGUAGCACCUGCCUCUUGAGUCUUUUCCAGGCCAUCACUAUUAGUCCCAACAACUCCAUAUGGGCACAUCUCAAAAUGAGAAUACCAAAGUCCAUCAUUCCAUGCCUUCUUCUUUGCUGGAUCUUCAAUCUACUAUUGUAUGUCAUAUCAUUUCAAUACCAUAGUAGUGCAAAGAACAUAACAGAUAGUAAAUAUGGUUGCAGCAAUGGGUAUAAAUCUGUAGAUUUGAAUAAUGAAAAUAAUGUUAAAUUUUUAAUCAUAAUCUGUGUUUAUGAUGCUUGGUUUGUGUGUCUCAUGACCUUUUCUAGUGCCUAUAUGGUCUUAAUCCUAUACAGACACAAGAAACUUGUAAAUCAUCUUCAUAGUAAUAGCCUGUCCACAAAAGUAUCCCCUGAAACCAGAGCCACCCAAGCUAUCUUGCUUCUAGUGGGCAUCUUUGUUUUACUUAACAUAUUCAGUCCCAUUUUUGCUCUGUUUAUGUUCUAUUUUAAAUUCAUAAGCACUUGGAUGAUACAUUCUUCAACAUUUCUGUCUCUGUGGUAUCCAACAAUCAGCCCUUUUAUUCUGAUCACCACUGAUAACCAGAUCCCCAGGACUUGUGUUCAUUGA